ACCCUACCGAACGUGCUUCAUAUACUACUCCUUGGUACUGCGGAAUGACUGCGGACGAGAGAAAAUGCACGACGCAUUGCUUCAAAAACAAGAUAGAAUAAGAAUUCUAAGUGACCUCCGUCGGAUACUAGAGUAGGCACUCUUACCUUCAACCCAAGCAUGGACUUUGAUACAAUUGUUCUGGGUACAGGCCUCAGCGAGUCCAUUUUAGCGGCUGCUCUCUCUAAAGCAGGCUUUAAAGUCGGCCACUUCGAUGCCAAUCCAUACUAUGGCGGCGACGAUGCAUCUCUGACUGUAGAUGACCUGCGUGACUGGGCGGAAUCACGCAAGAAAAACACAAAUACUGUUUAUCUCGAAGCACAACGCCAGAGGUUCUCCUCUAUAUCACUCACUUCGUCGAACGUUCCUCGGUCACGAACUUUCUCCAUCUCACUAUCGCCCACAAUCAUACCUUCGGUUGGCCCUCUCGUGGACUCUCUGGUUGCUUCUGGUGUCUCUCGUUAUGGUGGCUUCAAACUACUGGAGAGCAUUGCCGUCUUCGAUCAACCUUCAAAGGUGAAGCCAGUACCGACAAGCAAGGAAGAUGUAUUCAAGAACAAGGAGCUAUCACUUGUGGACAAGCGUCGAUUGAUGCGUUUCUUGCUCUUUGCGGCUGGGGAAUUUGAGGGUUCGAACGAGCUUGCAGGACAAGAAACGCAAACUUUCCUGACAUUCUUGCGAGAGAAGUUCUCCCUCGCGAACAAGGUUGCUGAUGCUAUUGCGUAUGCUCUUGCUUUCUGCACGUCUCCCUCAGAUCUCACACUGCCCGCUUUGCAGCGAAUUCGCCGAUAUCUACGUUCCGCAGGGCGAUAUGGCCCAUCUCCUUUCUUAGUUGGUCACUAUGGUGGUAUCGGUGAAAUUGCGCAGGGUUUCUGUCGUGCAGCUGCCGUGAACGGGGCUACAUAUGUAUUAGGACGAAACAUCAUGUCCUUGAAUCCACCACCAAAGUCUUUAGGUUCCCAAGCAAAUUUGCGCUGGUCAUUAUCGUUAGAUGAUCUCGACGAGCACCCAAGCUCUAGAAUUGUUGCUGCACAACCUGCUUACAUCUCAUCGUCUUCACCUUCGUCCCCAGGCGGGCGUAGUGCACGAUGUGUGGCCAUCAUUAACACACCGAUACGGUUCUCAGAACCUCCCCCCGAGCUAAACGACGACGUGUCGGUGGAAGAUAUAGGGCCAGGAGAAAUCGAUACAGGCCUUCUCAUCUUCCCGCCGUCUUCAGUGGAUAGCGGGUCUUCCACCGCUGCUGCUUCAUGCUUGAUUACUGGAGAGGGUAGCAUGGCGACACCGUCAGGCCAUUGUAUGUAUAAAUGUUUUCCAACGCAUUAUUCGUACCUGGAUGCUGAGUUUGUGUACGCUAGGGAUUCUGAGUUUCUCAAUACCUAUGUCAGAGCAAGACGCUUCUCGAGAACCUGAGGAACUGCUUAAGCCUUACCUCGAAGCCGCUUUGACUCUGACAUCUUCACCUUCACCAGAUAGUCCUACGAAACCUCUUCUCACAUGUUAUUAUCUCCAAACACUUCCAAGUGCAAAUAUGGUCGUUCUUUCCGGCAGUCCCCAGCCCUUGUUCACUGUACCAUCUGACAUAGUUGUUAUGUCUGAAACUGCGGAUACCGCUGCUACUCACGCAGAAGAGGCAUUUUGGAAGAUUGUGAAGGAUCUGGAAAGGAAGGGCGUGAAGCCUACGAAGAUAAAGAGUGAGGGUGAGGGUGAGAGGAGUGAAGAGGGAGUUGGUGAAGAGCCUCAGUUGAUCACGCAGUUCUGGCCGCCUUUGGAUAGCGUCGGGGACGACGACGAUUAGAUUAAAUGGUCAAAUUUAUGAUUCAAGAGUGUAACCUAUCAUUUUCAUAUGUGAAAACUAGUAUGGCAAAGCAUGGCAUGGCGAAAGCAAGAAGUUCCGUUCAAAUCAUAAAUUAAAUGUGUAGUGUUCUACUACUCUACAACUCCUCUCUCGGCUUCUCUGGUUCAUCUGGCGGUAA
Somion occarium is the source of this 2015-nucleotide messenger RNA. Lineage: Eukaryota; Fungi; Basidiomycota; Agaricomycetes; Polyporales; Cerrenaceae. The record is from the annotation of a GenBank genome assembly.